UUAAGACGUGUUUAAAGUGUGUCUCUCUCUUUUUUUAGUGUGAUGUCUUUUGUCGUUGACCUUAUUAAGCAUAUCGCUGCCUUACUUGGAUUUUUUCGGGAGAAAGGUAACGAUGAACUUCUUCGGGAAGGACUUUGUGCGUGUACAAGAGCUACUAGGCAUAUUAACAAAGCGUUAAAAAAAGCAUCGACUGUUGCCGAAAAGCAACAAUUACAAGCGGCUCUCAUUAAUGUAAAAACUUUAAGGCAACAAUUUAAAUUAAGACAAAAGAAAGGGGCGGGUCUCAAUAAAAAGAAAGCGACUGCCUGUUCUCGCGUCAAAUGGGAAGAUUUGCACUCUGCUUUCGAUUCUCGCGUUCGAACGGGCGUUAUUAUCAACCUUCAUCAUACGGAUCCGAAACUGUUUUUGAAUGACUGUAAGGCCUUGUUCAAAAGACGAAUUCAGAAUAUGCUGAAAAAGGUUGAUGCCUUGAAGAUUAAUGGUGUGUUUUCUGGAGAGUUUACUAUGAAUAAAGCAGAUCAGGUAAAGAGUGAGUUAAAAUAUUUAAAUACUAAAAACGGAAUAAUUUAUAAAGAUACUAAUUUGGAAAAUUGGUUCGUAAAUAAUAUUCAAGAUAUUUUGUUAGUCGAAUUGGAAGAAUUUCAGGAAAAAGAUAGCGGUUGGGCGUUAUCAGAAAUUAAAAAUUUAACUGUGAAUAUAAAUAAAUAUAAUCCUUUAAGAGCAGGUACCUUUAUCGAUCUUCCCACACAAAUUAAAAGAAAAGAGGCUUGUGUAAAUGUACAAAAUUCCGAUGAUAUGUGUUUUGCGUGGGCCGUACUAUCAUAUCUGUAUCCUGCACCAUCAAAAAUUGCUGAUAGAACUUCUUCUUACCCAGAUCCUCAAAAAGUACUUAAUUUAAAAGGCAUUCAAUUUCCUAUGACUCUUAAACAAAUUCCCCGAUUUGAAAAACAAAAUAAUUUAUCGAUUAAUGUAUACAGGUUGGAACAAUUAAAUAAAUCUUUCAACGUUAUUCCUACUCAUCUAACUAAAAAUAAACUAGAACGGCAUAUCAAUCUCCUUAUGAUACAAGACAAUUAUUUCAGUUCGGAUAACGAGGAGCAAAUAUUUACUCCUGUUAAAUUUCAUUAUGUAUGGAUCAAAAAUUUAUCGCGUUUAGUUUCAAGCCAGAUAAACAAGAAACAUGGAAAAAAAAUUAUAUGUGACAGGUGUCUUCACUAUUUCUAUGAUGAAGACAAAUUAAAUUUACAUUUAAAAGACUGUAUAAACCAUAAUAGUGGCCCUCUUCCAAAACUUCCACAAAACGAUAAAAAGUGGAUUGAAUUUAAAGAUUUUUCAUUUAAAACUAAAGUUCCUUUCACAAUUUAUGCCGACUCUGAAUGCCUUUUAAUACCCACCGAAGAUAACAAAACUAAAAACACUCAAAAAUAUCAAUCACAUAUACCGUUUAGCGUAGGAUACUAUGUUAAAUGUGAUUACGAUGAUUCGCUCUCGUUUUAUAAAUCGUACACAGGACCGGACUGUAUUGAAUGGUUUGUUAAAGAACUGUUUGAUUUCGCCGAAAAUGUGGAAACGGUUUUCCUUUGCGAUUUGCCUAUGGAUCCCUUAACACAACAACAAACGCGAGCUUUUUUAAAUUCUAAAUUAUGUCAUAUAUGUGAAUCUCCUUUUAAUACCGAUGAUAAAAAAGUUAGAGAUCACUGCCAUCUAACGGGGAGAUAUCGAGGUGCGGCCCAUGAAAAAUGCAAUUUAAAUUUUCAAGAUAAACAUAUAGUCCCCGUUUUAUUUCACAACUUUAGUUCGUACGACGGACAUCUGCUGAUUAAGGCCCUGGCAGAAGUAGAAGGAUCUAUUGAUGUAUUGCCCGUCAAUAAAGAAAAAUAUAUAUCAGUAACUAAACAUGUGCCCGGAAAUUUUGUUCAAUUUAGGUUUCUAGAUAGUUUUAGAUUCAUGGCAUCAAGCCUGGAUACUUUAGCUUCUAAUCUAUCGGAAUAUCCAAUUCUAAAGUCGGAAUUUCCACACUUAAACGAAGAACAUUUCAAUUUGCUUACUCGAAAAGGUAUUUUCCCAUAUGAUUUCAUGGAUGAUUGGAAUAAACUGAAUGAAACUCAACUACCUCCUAAACCCGCCUUUUACAAUAAAUUAAAUGAUUCAUAUAUCAAUGAUAAAGAUUAUGCGCAUGCUAAAACAGUUUGGAAUAUUUUUAAUUGUCAAAAUAUGCGUGAUUAUUCAGAACUGUAUAUGAAAGUAGAUAUUCUUUUACUGGCUGAUAUCUUUGAGCAGUUUAGAACUACGUCCCAUAAAACUUAUUGUUUGGAUCCAGCUCACACUUAUACUCUUCCCGGAUACGCUUGGCAAUGUAUGUUAUUUCAAAUGAGGAAAUCUGAUAUUAAAAAACUUGAACUCCUUACAGAUUUGGAUAUGGUACUCUUCAUUGAAAAGGGAAUUCGGGGCGGUCUGAGUCAAUGCUCGAAAAGGUACGCUGAAGCGAACAAUAAGUACAUUCCAUCGUACGACUCCUCUAAAGACGAAACCUAUCUUAUGUAUUUCGAUAUUAAUAAUCAAUACGGGUGGGCCAUGUCACAAUACCUUCCAUAUGGCGGUUUUAAAUGGCUUAACGAAAAUGAAAUUUCAAAUUUAAAUAUUCAGAAUAUUAGCAAUGAGUCAAAUAAGGGAUAUAUAUUAGAAGUCGACCUGUAUAUUCCAUCCGAGGUGCAUGAUUUCUUUUCUGAUCUACCCCCUUGUCCUGAACAUGAUAUACCUAAAGGGUCUAAAAAUUCUAAAUUAUUAGCCACGUUAUAUGAUAAAAAAGAAUAUGUUGUUCACUAUAAAAAUUUACAACAAGCUUUAGCUUUAGGCGUUAGAGUAAGAAAAAUUCAUCGUGUUUUAGAAUUUAAUCAGUCUCCCUGGUUAAAAUCGUAUAUUGAUUUAAACACACGGCUCAGGCAAGCUUCAAAAAAUGAUUUUGAAAAGAAUUUGUUUAAAUUGAUGAACAACGCGGUUUUCGGUAAAACCAUGGAAAAUAUCCGGAAGCAUUCUUCUGUUAAACUUAUAACAAUGUGGGAAGGUCGAUACGGGGCGGAAUCGUUAAUUUCAAGACCUGAAUUUAAAAGCAGCACCAUAAUUAAUGAAAACCUUAUAAUAAUUGAAUUAUCUAAAUCUGAAAUAUAUUUUAAUAAACCAAUUUAUGUGGGAAUGUGUAUUUUGGAUUUGGCGAAAACCACAAUUUACGAUUUCCAUUAUAAUUAUAUGAAAAAAACUUUUUCCGAUUGUACCGUUCUGUAUACUGAUACCGAUUCGCUGAUUUAUGAAAUUAAAAAUCAAGACGUCUAUGACGUAAUGAAACGAGAUUGUUCGCUGUACUUUGACACCAGCGACUACUCUCCAGAUAAUAUUUAUAGUAUUCCUCUAGUAAAUAAAAAAAUUCUCGGUAUGAUGAAGGAUGAAAAUAACGGACGUAUUAUGACUCAUUUUGUUGGCCUUCGAUCUAAAAUGUAUGCAACAAAAUUAUAUUAUACACCUAUGGAGCUAGAACAGAAAGAAAUCGCAUUUGAAAAAAAGGGGGAAGAACAACAAGAAAUUGAAAAUUAUCUGAAAAACAUUGGUUUAACAAAAAAGAUUAAGGGGGUUAAAAAAUCUGUUAUUAAAAAUUGUAUUACAUUUGAUGAUUACGUUGAUUGUUUGAAGAGUUGUAAUGAAAAAAUAAUUUCACAGACGUUAAUACGAUCUAGUAAGCAUAAUAUUUAUACCAUAAAGCAGUCGAAAAUUGGGUUAAGUCCCCAUGACGAUAAGAGACAUCUAAUUAAGGGCUCUGUUCAGACUUUACCGCAUGGGCAUUGCUCCAUAAUGGAUACUUAGUUUAUUAUAUAUGUAUGUUUGUAUGUAUGAAUGAGUACGUGUGCAUGUGUAUAAUUAAAAACAAAUUAUUAUUAGUUAAAAAAUAUAAAAAAAUUAUAUGAAAAAAAAAUAAA
Messenger RNA from Sitophilus oryzae (rice weevil), 3968 nucleotides. RefSeq lists its product as uncharacterized. NCBI's taxonomy places the organism in Eukaryota, Metazoa, Arthropoda, Insecta, Coleoptera, Curculionidae. The transcript has a single exon. Bases 43 to 3855 code for a protein of 1270 amino acids. The record is from RefSeq and is a predicted model, not a curated record.